This is a messenger RNA of Antechinus flavipes (yellow-footed antechinus), 6349 nucleotides long. It is a transcript of the gene BBS10, whose product is annotated as Bardet-Biedl syndrome 10. The coding region runs from base 3720 to 5891 and encodes 723 amino acids. The record is from RefSeq and is a predicted model, not a curated record. Lineage: Eukaryota; Metazoa; Chordata; Mammalia; Dasyuromorphia; Dasyuridae. Gene Ontology annotation, molecular function: ATP binding. Gene Ontology annotation, biological process: chaperone-mediated protein complex assembly. The transcript is spliced from 2 exons.
AGACAGCCGUGAAAUAGCAGUCACUUGAAAAGAAGAGACUGGGAUUUUAAGGAAAGGCUGGGGCUAGAUUUCAGUCAUCUUGAUUAAAUGACAAAUUGAAUAUAGUCAAAGGAGAGAAAACAUGAGAGAACCCUGGAGUCCACUGACUGAAACAGCAGGACUUUGAAAAUAGAAGUGGAGAGGAGAGAAUUAUCACAGUGACAUCUCACAAACGCUAUGGAGAAGAAACUGGUCCUAUUUUCAAAUGCCAAAGAGAUUGAGGAAAGGAAAAAAAAGGGUAAUUUGAUGUGGUCAAUAAGGAAACAACUAGUGAUCUUGGAAAGUUAAGUAAUGGAGAUAAUCAAAGCAAGAUUGAAAGAAGAGGAGAUAUAAGGAACUGAUAAGAAAAUGUAGACAUCGAAUGGAGAUUCCUGGGAGUUUAGCACUGAAAAGAAAAUUGGAAUAAUAUUUGAGGAUGGCAUAAUAAAGACAAGAUAAAAAUUUUAGAUAGUUAAACCCUUGGUCUAAGGGGAAAAGUAUAGUAAGGCAUAUUUAAGAUGCUGGAACAAAGUGGUUUGACUGAGGAGGGUUAGGGAGAAAGUGGGAUCCACUCAUCAAGAUUUUGUGAUUUUCUUAAAGAGAUGAGGUAAUGGAUAAAUAUCAGAAAAUCUCGGGAAAAGAUUUAAGGGUGGAGAAAAGGGCAUUCAUUACUUAAGUGGAUAGUAAGAUAGUGCUGAUGGUUUGGAGAGGAAAUAAAGGUUCUUCUUUAAAGCAGUGCAGCCACGAGACUUACAUGAACUGAUGCUAACUGAAAUGAGCAGAACCAGGAGAUCAUUAUAUACCUCAACAAUGAUACUGUUUGAGGAUGUAUUCUGAUGGAAGUGGAUCUCUUCAAGAAAGAGAGCUAAUUCAGUUUCAAUUGAUCAAAGAUGGGCAGAAGCAGCUACACCCAAAGAAAGAACACUGGGAGAUGAAUAUAAACUGCUUGCAUUUUUGUUUUUCUUCCCGGGUUAUUUAUACCUUCUGAAUUCAAUUCUCCCUGUGCAACAAGAAAACUGUUCGGUUCUGCACACGUAUAUUGUAUCCAGGAUAUACUGUAACCUAUUCAACAUGUAAAGGACUGCUUGCCAUCUGGGGGAGGGGUGGAGGGAGGGAGGGGAAAAAUCGGAACAGAAGUGAAUGCAAGGGAUAAUGUUGUAAAAAAUUACCCUGGCAUUAGUUCUAUUAAUAAAAAGUUUUUUUUUUUUUUAAAUAAGAGAUAAUCAUGGAGAAAAAAAAAAAAAAACAAAAAAAAAACAGUGCAGCCACUAUUACAGAAAGACCAAGUUGUAGCAACCUCUGGGAAACCGUACUUUUUUUUUUUUCUUUGUUUUACAUUAUAAGUUUUCCCCCUUGUAUAUAAAGAGAUCUCUUAUAUAGCAUUUUAUUUUAUUUAUUUUAUUUUUUUAAUAAAACAAAAAUUUUUAAUAGGCAUAUGUUAAAAAUGAAGAUAAUACAAAAUUGUUAAUAGGCACACAUUAAAAUUAAUAUAUAACAUAACACAAAGAUUGUUAAUAGGCACAUAUUAAAAUUAACACAAUAUAUAACACAAAAGUGUUAAUAGGCACAUUAAAAUAAACAUAUAUAACACAAAGGUUGCUAAUAGGCAUAUUAAUAAGGCCAUUUUGGGUAGCACAGUGGCUAGAAGGCUGGUCCUGGCAUCAGGAAAACUUCUCUCUGGUUGUUGCUCAGUUUGACAGCCUUGUCCAGCCCUUGUUGUCCCCAUUUGGCCUUUUCUUGGCAGAGAUCUUCCCUAGUGGAUCCAUUUUGUCAGAUAGAGGUAAAAUGACUUGUCCAGGGCUAGGCAGGAUGUGAGGCUAGAUUUGAAUUCAGUUCUUCUUGACUCCAGGUCCUGUGCUCUAUUUUUUUUUUUUUUUUUUUUUUGUGAGUGGGUUGGAGAGGAGACAUUUAUUUGGUCACUCCAAAUACAGGAUUUGGAGGCACAGGAGUCAAGGACAUGUUACAGUGUGCCUGAUCAUUAUAGCAUUUUUUUUAAAGAAAAAAAAUCAAUAUGAAGAAAGGACCCUUAAACUCUAAAAGGAGAAAAUCUUCAACUCUGCCUCAGUGAGAGAACUUGCCCAAGGGAAAUAAGACAAAACAGUUUCAUUCAGUUAUCUAGGUGGGGCUGACCUAAAAGAAUUCCAACUCUAUUCAAUUAAAGAAACUCAUUUGAUUCUCUUCAAAUCAAGCUGAAACCCAGCUAGUAGAUGAGCCAACUUGGGACUCCACCUGCUAGCACUCUUCAGCUUAUAGCUGAAGCUGCUAUCAUAAAAAGAGCCAAUCUAAAAUCCUCUUGGCAGAGGUUCUAAACAUGCCAUGCUAUGCCACGGAAACUUCUGCCGCUGGAAUAAUAUUCUCUUCUAGUGUUACCCUCUCUUUAUCCUCACCUAUUUCCCUGAGACUUUAUGCCUCUCUGUCAGGAUUUCUAAUCUUUCUUCCUAAUCCCUAUAAUAAACCUUUUUUCAAUCUAGGUUUUUAGGUUUGUAAACUCUUUUACAGAGAAUCUCUAAAAUUCCCUACCCUUGCACCAAAUCCCAAGGGGGUACAGUAGAGCCAAACCUCUCCAUUUGGUUCCCUGAACCCCGAACCUACCACUAAACCUUAUCAUUUAACUCCCUGACCAUCAGAAACCGUAAAGUCAUUUUGGUUCCCUAAAUCUAGACCUCAUCAUUUGGUUCCCUACUAAAGGGAAUCCCAAAACCUAAACCUCGUCAUGUUUUUUGGUUCCAUACAGGGAGCCCCCAAAACUAGAUCAUAUGCAUUGAAAAAAAUUGAAAAUAUAUGCUUUGUUGGAGUUGUAAAGUUAAAAGGGAUGUUUAAAAAUAAAGGGAAUAUUGUUUUCAGGAAGUGAGCAAAUGAGAGGGAUGUGUGUACACAUAAGAAAGCUAAAAGGUAAUUUUUCUAAUCUCUUGGAUUUAUUAGUCUUAAAAUACAAAGGAAUAUAGUAUAGUGUUAAGAGCAGUGAAACUGCAGUCACUAGCCCAGAAUUAAAACACACUAAAAGUACCUACCACUGGUGUGACCCUUAAGCAAUUCCCUUCUCUGUCUGCCCUCUCCCCAGUCAGUUUGCUAAUUAGGUGACGCGCCCCUUCCGGCUCUCAGAGAAAGUGGGACUGAGCUGGAACCACCACCUCCAGCAGAUAAAUUAAAUCUUUAGUGAACAUUACUACCUUGACGUGGAAAGUGGCCAAUCGGAGUUAGGAGUAUUCUGUGGACUGCAAACUUGGGGAAAUUUAAUUCGGGUUAAUAACUUCACGUAGUACUUUUUUCCGCCCGGAGAGCCAGGUUGUUAUGUUGGUAUGUUAUGUUAUGUAUGGUAUGUUAAACAUACCAACACAUCCUGGAGUGUAGGGCAGCCAGUCAAGUAGACCAGAGUCCCAGGGGGAGUCUUUGCCCUCUAGAGCAUCACUUGACAAAGCCUAUGGGGGCCAGGACACAAAGAGGCACCAAAAUCAGGCACGCGGAGUUUCAAAAGAGACCGCAGGAGAAAAGAGGAACUUCGAGUUAUCAGUCCAUCCUCUUCCGGCUCUCAGCGGAAGCUCGGAACACGUUUGGUGGAACGGCCUCGAUCUCUUUAGAUCAAAACAAAACAAAGCACAUUUCCUGUCCCCUCCUAGAGACCGCACCUCCUCUCUAGUUUGUGCUGCGUUGUUUCCGGUUCUCCUCGGAAUCGGGAAGGCGGGUCCUCCACGAGAGCGGCCAUGACGAUGGUAGCCAUCAUGACGGCUGGUGGGGUUGGAGCCGCGUUACAGGCGGCUGAGGUCCUGGAGAGCAUCGUGGGUGACUGCGUCGGACCCGAGGGGCAGCAAGUAUUGUGUACGAAGCCCACGGGCGACGUGUUGUUCAGCCGCGAUGGUGGCCGCCUCCUAGAGACGCUGAACGUAGAGCAUCCGGUGGCCAGGAUGAUAGUGACUUGUGUUUCCAUGAAUCAGAGUGUGACUGGAGAUGGUUCUAAAACAUUCAUUAUUCUUCUUUGUGAUUUACUCCGAGGACUUAAGGCAAUCACUGACAAAGAAAGGAGUUCUUAUGGGGGAAAUAUUAAAAGCCAAGAAAGACAUUGGAAAAAUUGUUGCGAGUGGAAAUACAUUUCUCAAGCUAUUUUGACAUUUCAAGCACACAUAUUAGACUACAUUGUGGCUCAGUAUUUGAGUAAACACUUUUUGUCCAUUUUUUCAUUUUCUGGAGAAAAAAAAAAAAUUUGUAGGAGCUCACUAGAAUCCUUAUUAGAUGCAUAUUUUUCUGGAAGAGUGGGAAGAAAUAAUCAGAAAUUUAUUUCCCAGUUAACUUGUGAUUAUUUUUAUCAGUGUUUGAGCCAUGAAGAUGGUAAAGAUGAAAUAAUUGAUUUAGUAGAUGAAUAUUUUCUGGAAUUGUGCACUGCUGUCAUAGGACUUCCAAUUUCAAGUUCAAGAAUCGUAUCAGGGCUUGUUAUUCAUAGAGAUUUUUCUGUUUACUGCCCAGCAGAUGGUGAUAUGAGAAUUUUCAUUGUAACUGAAUCCAUUCAGCCUGCACUUUCCACUUCUGGUUCUGAGCUUAUUAUAAAUUCAGAAGCACAAUUUCAGGCAUCUCACAUUUGGACUAUAGAAAGGACAAGAGCUAUAAUGAAAGAUUUGCAAAGUAAGAGUAUAAAAUUGCUUUUGUCUAGUGUGAAGCAAGAGGAUGCAGUUAUUUAUUAUGCAAAACUGAAUGGCAUAUCAGUGGUAGAGUGCAUACCAUCAGAGGAAAUUUCUCUCCUUUGUAGAAUCAGUGCUUUGUCAUCUUUUAUGCCAUCAUGGGCCACUUCACAGUGUUACAUCUCUGACACUGCAUUAGUGAAGUUUUGUCAGCCCAUUUUGCUUAAUUCCAAAAGGUAUGUUCAUCUUGGCUUACUUAGCACACACUUUUUUAUACCCCAUUGUUUAGUCCUUUGUGGACCAGUACAAGGCCUUACUGAUCAACACAUUCAUGCUUUCCAUGGAGCAUUUAAAGUACUUCGACAAGUCUUUAAAGUGCUUAAUCUCAGUUACAAAGCACAAGGGAACAAUCCAAAUGAGAUCUCAAAGUCUUUUACUUCUAAAAAUAAUAAACAAAGUCAUCAUUUGAUAGAAGGUUAUAGAGCUUUGUUUAAAAGACAGUGUCUGGACUCAGUUUUAAAAAGUAAAGAUAAUCCAUCAGUGCAAUCUCAUUUAAGUGACACUCCAGAUUUGGUACUGUCAGGUAUAGAAUCAGAGAAUGAGAUUUCAAGUACAACUUUAACACACACACAUAAAGAAAAGGGAGACUUCGAAUCCCUCAUAUAUUCUUAUCCCAACAAAAUUGGUAUUAUUAAUGCCAAGGAAUCAUUUAUAGCUAUUAAUUGUGGUUGUAAUGGUGAUUCCCUGUCAGAAAUUUUUGAUGAUCAUUUAAGUGUCAUUGAACAGACUUGCAAAAUGAGUAGUACUACCAUAGGCAUGACAUCAAAGGAGGUACUCGAGCACACUUCAAAAAAUUAUUGUACUUCCUUUAUAGAGGCUGGUUCUGUUUUACCAGUAGGUGGUCACUUUGAGAUCCUAUUACAUUAUUAUCUAAUUGACUAUUCCCGACAGUGCCAACAGCCUGAAGUAAGUAUGAUAUGUUCAUUAAUAGCUAAUGCACUAUUGAGUGUUCCAAAAACCCUUUAUAAAGCUAAGAGAGGAAAUAAAAGCUUUUGUCAUAUGUACUUAAGAGCUAUGCAUGCUCUACAAACUAAGCAGUGGAUGGCAGGAAGUCAAACAGGCCUUGAAUCAGUAGCUUGUAAAUAUCAAUUAUUGACAUCGGUGCUUCACUGCUUGACAAAACUCUUAACUGUUGAGUUAGUCAUCAGGAUUAAUAAACAGCCACAAAAGACUGAUGGUGAUGAGACAGAAGAAGAUGUGUGAAAACAGUAGUUUUGUUCUCAGUGGGUUUUGUAGUUUGUUUUUUUAAUCUGGCUCAAUCUGUGGAGAGCUGUUUCUCAAUACAAUCCUUUUUUUUCCAAGAUGAAACUAUGAGGAUAUUAGUCAUUUUUGUACCUAGAAUGGUGAAAAAUGCAACAAGCCUUUCACAAGCUACAAAUAUUGCUCAAUGAGAACUAUAUGUGUAUUCUUAUUAGUAAUAUAUCAGAAAAGGGUGGUAAGAAGUUUUAUUUAUCUCUUCGUUUCUCUUUUUUCCAUUCCCUUUCUAUUUUUGUACAUUAACUAUCCAUAAUAUAUAUGUCAGAAAAAAUAUUUUUCAUUUGUUGUAUUUAACUAGCACUACAAUUCCAAACAAAUGUCAGGUUGUUGUUUUUUUUUUUUAAUACCCUGUCCUACUGCUGUAUUUGUUUCAGCGCCAUAUUAAUAAAGCAUGAUUUCACAUA